AUGGAAAAGAUCCUUUCGUUUAUCGAAGAGGCGCGACGGCGUGUGCGGAAAUUGCCACAAGUGUUGGCUUGCGAUCGUCGCGGACCGCGAGCGGCACGGCUUCUGUUUUCACACCCAGGCGAUGAGAGCGCGGGCGGCGCCGGGCACGAAUUCAUUGCAAGGGUCUUCCGACAUCUCCUCGCCGCCCUGUUCCAAGAGACCUUGCCGGAUCGUUAUACACUUCCAGGCUGCGACGAACAACUUCGCCAGAUGCUCGAAGCCGAAAACCGUCCACCCACCACAGCUACGGGUACUACCACCGCCAUGGGUACUACCACCGCCAUGGGUACUACCACCGCCACGGGUACUACCACCGCCACGGGUACUGCCGCCGCGACAAGUACCGCGCCGCCGGAUGCGGGGAGUGAGGCGGAUGCCACAUGGGGAGCGAACUAUGUCAGUGCUCGUGGGAUCCAACAAGCACGUGUGCACCCAUUCUGUUGGUGCUGCUCCAAGGCGACUACGGACUUCGCUCUCAUACUCUGUCAUGGACGUCUCCAUCUCGUCCGCAUUACCAGCAUCUGCACCGACUGGUCCACUUGGUGGACUCGUGCUUUCCUUAGUCGCCGCGACUCACGAUCUGUCGUGCAUGGCACACUCUACACCGUGCUUCCACCUACCGCUUACCGCCACACCCUGGAACAGUUCGGCGAAAACCUCACCGCCGAUUUCCGGGACGUCGCACUGCCCCCUACCCAGUUCCCGCCCACGCACUUUCCGCCGACACAUUUCGGACCACGUCUCCAAUGUCACGCAGACGACCCUGCCACCCACAAUGAACGUGCCCCCGAGGCCGCCGCCGAGGUCGCCCCCGAGGCCGAGGCGGGGGCCAGGGAGACCGCCGCCAGGGAGACCGAGGCCUGGGAGACCGCCGCCAGGGAGGCACACACUGCCGCACGCACCCCUGCGGGUGCACACGGCACAGCUGCGGUACACGACACCCCUGCGGCCGGGCUGGGGGGUGCGGCCGUCGGGCCGGAGUUGCUCUCGCCUCGCGUCCUGACGCUGCCGCCGCCGCCGCCGUACUCCGCAGUGGAGCUGCUCGCGCGGCGCCAGUUCCCCUUGGCUGCGGCCGCCGCGGCUGCGCGCGCGCGUCCCGCUGCAUUCGAACGCGCGGAAUCCGGAUUCGAACUCGAACCCGCACGGUCCGGUCGCCGAGCCACGCUCGAUGAAGACGCGAGCAGCCGGGACGCUGCGGCGAAACGCGCCGACUGCGCCGAAGACGACAUCUCCACUACUACCACCCUACCCACUACUACCACCCUACCCACUACUACCACCCUGCCCACCGCCGGAGUCCCCACCGCCGGAGUCCCCUCCGCCGGAGUCCCCACAGCCGGAGUCUCUAUUCCGGGACCACCCACCCCAGGAGUCCCACCCGUUGGAGUUCGCACCUCUGGAAUCCCAUUUGUGGGAAUCCCGCCUGUAGGGAUCCCGCCCGUGGCAGUUUCUGACGCUGCCAUAACUGCUAGAGCCCCACCCGCCGAGGCACCCACUGGAGUGCUCACCACGGGAAUCCCUACUGCUGCUACCGUUCCGCCCGUUGCGCCAGUGCCGAGCGCCCCUACGGCGCUGCCGGUUCCGGAGUUGUUGCCAGUGGGUGCGGAAGGAGGUGCCUUCGGCGUGGCCAGUUUGUUCCAGGAUACACGUUCGUGUCUGCCGUACAUGUUGGUCCCGGUGCGGAAACAGGACGACUUGAGUCCCGUGGAGAUUCUCUUCCACCCCUGCCACUUCGUCUGCCGUCUGCGCGGCUGGCAAGUAUCACCGGCUAAGGCGAGCGGUGUAGCGGCGGCUAGUGCAGGGGCGGGCGCGGAGAAGCCGCGGAGUUCCGGCACGGCGAACUCCGCAGGCAAACUCGUCGAGUUGGGCGCGGCCGAAGGCCGUGCCGCACGUGGCAGGUCCGCCGACGGGCGCCUGUCUUCGACUCCGGGUGCCGGCCCCCGCGAACGGGCGCGGCCGGCUUCGCCGGCCUGCCCGGCGAAGGUGGUCCCCGCGCCGGCGGUGGGACGAGCAGUGGACGUUUCUGAGGUGAUAGCGCGGGAAGUCUUUUACGCGGAGAGCGACGAAGUGAACCUGGUGCGUGAGUUGUCGAACAUUUGCCGGAAGGCGCCAUGGCAUGAGGACGCGGACGAAGAGUUCCAGCCGCCGGCCGCCGAGUGUGCGCGCUGUGGCAUCGACGGUGAGCAGUUCUUCCAGUUGCGGCAGUUGGCGGGCUACGACGCACUGGCGGGGCCGCUGCAGCCGACGGCCGUGCGGCCGGCAGUGUGGCGUGCGGCGUGGCGCAGCUGGGCGGCGCAUACGGCGCACACGCGUGCGACGCACUCGGGCGCGGCGGGCGGCGGCGUGGCUUGCUCGUCGGCGGCUACGGCAGUGGUGCCGGAGUUGCUGAAGGCGACGCAGUUGUUGGCAGCGACGGUGGAGGGACUGCACACGCAGUUCCGGAGUCGCCGGUGUGUGAAGUUGGCGGCGGGGGUAGGGAGGCGGAGUCAGUCGUGGCCGGUUUCGCGGUCUGUGGAGAUGCGUCGCAAGUAA
Molecule: messenger RNA, 2571 nt
Organism: Gregarina niphandrodes
Lineage: Eukaryota; Apicomplexa; Conoidasida; Eugregarinorida; Gregarinidae
Exons: 1
Coding region: 1-2571 (856 amino acids)
Source: RefSeq, a predicted model, not a curated record